Molecule: messenger RNA, 1042 nt
Organism: Lampris incognitus (smalleye Pacific opah)
Lineage: Eukaryota; Metazoa; Chordata; Actinopteri; Lampriformes; Lampridae
Gene: s100w
Product: S100 calcium binding protein W
Exons: 5
Coding region: 399-722 (107 amino acids)
Molecular function (GO): transition metal ion binding; calcium ion binding
Source: RefSeq, a predicted model, not a curated record
GAUAUGCCACAGAUACCUGUUGUGUAGUCGGUUCAUUCAUUGUUCAUGCAUUGCAAUACCACCACGCCACCAGAGGGCGCAGUAGCCUAAUGAUUGUUGCUGAGUAGUACGGUGCUGAGGGUGAUGAAGAAGUGAGAUAAAUACAAUACCUUUCGCCUCUGUGCAUUGUGGGUAUUUAUGUGCUUGUCGACAUCCUUUUUACAACGCCUCUUAGACAUGCUAAUAAAGGUCUACCUCAGGGUGUGACGAGACUGAAGGUUCAUUUUCCACAGUGCCUUUAAGAGGCGGCUUCCCCCCUUCGUUCUGACAUCAGUCCCACACGAGACCCGAGCCGGCGACACAGGACAUCAGCUCUUCUCCCCCCCCACCACCGGCGGACGCUAAGCUAGGCUGCAGCCAUGCCUCAUCUGGAGCAGGUCAUCGUAUCCAUGGUGGAGAUGUUUGAGGAGUACGCGAACGAGGGCGGCAAGAAACACCCGAUCAGCAUGAACGAGUUCAAGGAGGUGCUGGAGAAGGAGCUGGAGGCGCCCGGACUCAAAGAGAAAAUCCAUGCGGAUGACGUCAGAGAGGCCGUAGAGAUGCUGGAUAAGAAUCACGAUGGGGAGGUCAACUUCCGAGAGUUCUCGAGGUGUGUAGCUGUCCUGGCCAAAGGGUACUACAAGCAGAAGAGGGGCAAAGGUUCCAAGAAGGCCAAAGGCAAAGAGGGUGACCAGGAGGACUAAAGGGAAAGGUCAGCCAUGAAACACUGAACUAGCCCCUAGAUAUUUAAUGUACGCUUAACAAAACUGCGGGCUAGAGAUGACGGUUGUGACCUUGCCUGCACUGCUCUGCUGACAGGUGUGACCUAGGAGGACACACUGACAUACAGUACAGAUAGCUUACCCACUACAGGUAUUGUCUGUUUGCACACCUAUUUAAAGAAAGAUGACGCUCAAACUGGUUAUUGAUGAUCAGAACUGAAUAAACUGAGUGCUUUACCCUCUAUAGUAUAUCUUGGUUUUGAAUGGUUUCUAAACCACCGUUACUGGCUGAAAAUAAAAUA